UGAAGCAAGCCGGAAAGGUCUAGAGGCGGCUCGGGGCGCCUUCUUUCCCUGCCCCCCAUCGCCGUCCCUACAUCCAAGUGUCCUCCGCCUGCAGCUGCUGCUCCUCUCCCCCUCCCCCACAAGCUCUGCAGGGUGGUGUCUUCCACCCCCAAAGGCGCGUGGGAGAGCGCGAGCCCGGCCCCCGCCUCCUCUGAUCUCUUUCCGCAGCUACCCGUGUGACGUCACAGUGAGCCGUGACGCCACAGGGCCCCGGCCGCUACUCUCACAGGGGACGAGCCGGGGGGAGGGAUUCAAAGACCGCGCUGGAAGCGGAGGGGCAAGCAGCAGCCACCAGCCCACUCCCCAAUUCGGGGCAGGCACUGGAGUCAGCAUGGGGGUGACAGGUGUCAACGGGUUUCCUUGUUGCAGUAAGAAGUCUGUAGAGGUCGUGGAGACACAUGAUGACUUUCAGGAGGACUCUGAUCCCCAGCCUGAGCCUGUGGAAGAUGAGACCGAGCUGUUAGAUGACACCCUUGACCUGGAAGCAGAGCAGGACCUGGACUCGGAAUCUGAGUUGGAGUCCGAACUGGAGCCAGAGCCUCAGUUGCUCCCAGAGUCGGAGUCAGAGCUAGAUGAAGAAGACCCUGUCCCAGUGAACGUCUUUGUCCAAACCUCCAAUCUGGCAUUCAACCUGGCCCCGAAGAAUGUGCCGGCGGGGCCCAGAGUAAAUGUCCAGAUCCAGACGGCCGUGGGGCCCAAGGGCACCCUGGAGCUAAGUAUCUCGCACGAGCCCCGGAACCCAGAGCCCGCGCCAGUGAAGGACAGCGGGAACCACACCUUCCGGUCGGUCUUUGUGCAGACCUCCAAGCACCUCUUCCGCAUGGACAAGGUGAUCCAGGCGGCCGACGCCAAGCAGCCGCCGGAGAUGGGGCGCCACCCGUUCCCCAUGCGGGACUGGCCUUUCCAGAAACCUCGAACAGCCUCCAAGGAAAGCCUGAUCUCCGGCAACAAGAUGUUCAUGGAGGACAUUAGAGUCCAAACCUCUCACCCAAGCCUGGGCAUCGAAGGCUUUCCGCCCCAGACCCCCGUUCAAGCCCUGCUACCAGAAAGGGCGCCCGCAGAAGUCCAGUCGAUCUCCUCCCCAAACUUCUCUGCUAAAUUCUCGGAGCCGUUGGACUUCAGAAUGUUCGAUUCUCGCCCGACCUCUGCCAGCCUUCCCCCAGCACUGGUUUCUAGUACUACGACUUCCCGCAAUUCCUCCUCCACGGAGCUGAUAGUAGAGUCCAAAACUCUGGUUCCCUGCAAGUCUCCCUCGGGGCUGAGAAUGGAUUCGAGGUCACCCAUGACCCAGGGGUCGACCACAGACCUGUCCAUAGCCACCGAGCAGCCUGCCUCCCCCGUGCCCCUCCUGAAGCCACCCGAGGCAGGGGAGCCCCAGAAGUCCGUGGGCCAGGAUUUCGCCCUGAAGUCAGGCUAUACCCUGAACAUGACCAAGUCCCCCUCGGAACGAGCCGCCAUGGAGGGAGAGGUGAAUCACCUCCAGUCUCCGUCUUUGUCCCCAAUAUCCUCAGCGCCUUGGAAAGAGUGGUCACCGACAGACGACCAGGAGAUCCACAGCGACACAGAAAUGGUGCAGCUGGACCCAAGGUGCUUGGAGCCUGAGGUGGGGGGAGAGCCGGUGGAUCUAACCCCCAAGAUGAAGAAGGAGUCUCUGGCCUCCUGGAUCACCCAACAGGCUCGGGGGAGGCCUACGACAGAAGCCAAGACUCAGAGCAUUGACAGCCCUAUUGCCAAUAGGAGACGGGAUCUCUCUAGCCUCUUUGCACCAGUGGACAUUCCUGCUGAAUAUGAGCAUCCCCUGACCUCUAGGCAGGUGGCAGCCUUCCAGGAUGUCUUCCAACUGUUUAAACCGGGCUCCCAGGGCAAGCUGGACAUGCGGAGCAUGAAGGGGGCACUACGGACCCUCGGCAUCCAGCUGAGCCCUCAAGAAGUGUGUGAGGCCCUGAGGCGGGCCGACCUAGACGGUGAUGGGGCUGUUGACUUUGAAGACUUCCUUGGGAUACUGACAGACAAUCACCGCUUUGCCCAGUGUAUGGGGCGGAUGAGAAACAGUCGUAUCAAUGAUCCCCAUGGUCUGGAAACGCUUUUCUUCGAGAUGAUGUCUAAGUUUGUGGGUCAGGGCGCACUGUCCCCCAAGUCAGUGGCGGAGGUGGUGAGCUACUACACAGACAAGCAGAGAGUGCUGCGCAUGAGCUCUUGGUGGAAGGGCCUGAACCACAAACACAACCGAAGCUACCAAUCCCGCUCACACACGGGGCUCAGCUUCUUCUGCCAGGCCACACGCCUGACUGGUCUCAACAACCGGCAGCUCGCCCGAUCCCUGCACAACCUCCGGGACUUGAAUGUCCAAGGCCCCUAUUCUCAGGUCCCCAACCUGCCCCCUCGGACUCGGUCGACAGAGAGGAGGAUUCGGAGCAGAGGCCCCCGACUGACCAACCUUGCCAGGGCCUGCAAACCCAAGCCGCCUCCGCGAGAGGCACCUCGGCGGGCCCCCGAACCCAUAGCUCAACGGCCAAAAUCAGAAGAGGGGACUGCAGAGCUGGGACCAGCUCCCUCCCCACCCACCCUGGUCCAAAGCCAACUCCCCUCCCCACCCCCUGCUACCCCACAGAGUCACUCUUUACCAAAUGUUUACCAAUAAAGCACUUCCUUAGAGAAAUUAAA
Antechinus flavipes (yellow-footed antechinus) is the source of this 2703-nucleotide messenger RNA. RefSeq names its product spermatogenesis-associated protein 21-like. NCBI's taxonomy places the organism in Eukaryota, Metazoa, Chordata, Mammalia, Dasyuromorphia, Dasyuridae. Gene Ontology annotation, molecular function: calcium ion binding. The transcript is spliced from 13 exons. Gene Ontology annotation, biological process: spermatogenesis. The record is from RefSeq and is a predicted model, not a curated record. The coding region runs from base 371 to 2680 and encodes 769 amino acids.